Astyanax mexicanus (Mexican tetra) is the source of this 2287-nucleotide messenger RNA. RefSeq names its product fibulin 5 (gene fbln5). The record is from RefSeq and is a predicted model, not a curated record. Lineage: Eukaryota; Metazoa; Chordata; Actinopteri; Characiformes; Acestrorhamphidae. Gene Ontology annotation, molecular function: calcium ion binding. The coding region runs from base 154 to 1572 and encodes 472 amino acids. The transcript has 11 exons.
GGUAACCAAAGCCAGGUGUGGAGUUUGUGGAUCUGGGAGCUGCUGUCUGGUGCUGCGAUCCCCGCGUAGGGAGCAAGAAGGACAGUUCAUCGCUUUCUGCUGCCGUGCUGUGCUGGCUCUGGAGAGGGGGAGACCACAGAAACUCCAUAAAACAUGCAUUCUGUAGGACGUGGCUUGCAUUCCUCCACCCACUUGAGAAUUUUGGCAGCUUUAUUAUUUGUGCUGUGCUGCUUUCAGUCAGGGAAAAGUCAGAGAUGCACAGAGGGAUUCACAUACGACUCCCGUUCCAGGCAGUGCAUCGCAGAUGUGGACGAAUGCCGUACUGGGCAGAACCCUUGCCGGGGUGACAUGCGCUGCGUUAACCAAAACGGGGGUUACCUGUGCUUGCCCAGGAGCCUUUACUCCCAGCCCUAUGCCAGAGCAGAGCCACCAGUAUACCCAGAGGCAUCCUACCCUGACACCUCAGUAGGAACUCCUGACCAGCUUCCGCUUUCUCCACCCCUGGGCCCCAGAACUGGCCCUGGCCCAGGCCCCAGCUAUCCCGUAAUGAGGUCCUCUACUCCAUGCCUCCUAGGAUACACACUUGGAGAGGAUGGCACGUGUAUUGAUAUCGAUGAGUGUGAGGCAGAAUCCCAUCAGUGCAAUCCCACACAGGUGUGCAUAAACACAGCAGGCGGAUACACUUGCUCCUGUACAGAGGGCUACUGGCUGGUGGGUGGGCAAUGCCAGGAUAUCGAUGAAUGUCGAUAUGGUUACUGCCAGCAGCUGUGUGCCAACCUGCCAGGCUCAUAUUCCUGCUCCUGCAACCCGGGAUUUAACCUGAAUACUGACAGCAGAACAUGCCAAGACAUAGACGAGUGUGAGACUCAACCCUGUACGCACGGUUGUCUGAACACGUAUGGCUCUUUCCUGUGCAACUGUGACGAAGGCUUCGAACUCGCUGCUGAUGGAACGACCUGCAAUGACCUGGAUGAGUGCAGUUUCUCAGACUUCCUAUGUCAGCACACAUGUUUAAACACUCCAGGGUCGUACUCGUGUGUCUGUCCUCCGGGUUACUAUGUUUUCGAGGACGGCAGGACGUGUGAAGACCUCAAUGAAUGUGAGUCUGGUAACAACACGUGUACAACAGCACAAGUGUGUUUCAAUUUCCAGGGAGGGUACACAUGCCUGGACCCCCUCACCUGUCUUCCGCCAUACGUAGAGCUCAGUGAAAAUCAGUGCGUGUGUUCUGCAGAGAACCCAGCCUGUAGAGACAGGCCGUUCACUAUUCUGUAUCGUCACAUGGACUUGUCCUCUGGCCGGAGUGUUCCUGCAGACAUAUUUCAGAUGCAGGCGACCACCCGCUACCCAGGAGCCUUCUACAUCUUCCAGAUCAAGUCUGGAAAUGAGGGGCGUGAAUUUUACAUGCGGCAAACCAGCAACGUCAGCGCUACGCUGGUUCUGGCUCGGCCGAUCAGAGGACCAAAGACUGUUGUCUUGGACCUGGAAAUGGUCACAGUCAACAACGUCAUCAACUUCCGUGGCAGUUCCAUCAUUCGCCUCACAAUAUUCGUCUCUGAGCACCCCUUCUGAAGCCCCUACACAUGACCUCUGACAUCCAUCACCUUCCCGUACCCUUGACCCCCAACAUGGACUUUCUGUUACUGCGUUACCCAUCAGGCAGCUGCGUUGUUCAUAUCUGUUCUGGAAUGUAUUUUACACCUAUGACUGCUUUUAUUACGUCACCCUCGACCCUCAUUGUCUGGACUGACAUGUUGCACCGCAUAGUGCCUUUCACCAAACUGUGCCUCUUCAUUUUUCAUUAUGGACGAUAAUCAAAAAGCUGCCUUUUGUAACCCCAGUAUUCCUCACGUUCACUGACAUACAUCCACUCAGAAGGAUAUUUAUGUUGUUUUUCUUUGUUCUUAUGAGUUCAUGUUUGCAUUUGUUUUUCUUCCUCUUCGGGAAGUAGAAUCGUUCAAGCUCAGUUUCCUCAUUCUUAAAGAGGCUUUUGUUAAAAGUACAACAACUCCCUCUUCGGUUCUUUUCUCCAGUAAACUGUGAAAAACAAGUUACAUUAAAUGUACACAGUUUUUAAACUUUGCAACCAGUGCCAGUCUUCUGUAGUCUUACAGUAGUAUUGUUGUAUUCCAUCUUUCAGCAUUACAGUAGUUUUAUAACUAAAGCCAUAAAAGCCUCCAGUCCAGCAGGCAUCUAUCCCACGAUUCAUCUCUCUUCUCAGUUUUUUUAUAUGUCAGUGUAACAAGAGAACCUGGUCGGUCAAAUAAAGAUGAACGUGAUGACCUGA